This is a messenger RNA of Anopheles merus, 6584 nucleotides long. RefSeq names its product protein doublesex-like. Lineage: Eukaryota; Metazoa; Arthropoda; Insecta; Diptera; Culicidae. The annotation marks the transcript as partial. The record is from RefSeq and is a predicted model, not a curated record. The transcript has a single exon.
CUAGAGGCUCCCCCUCCGCCACCACGGAGGGGAGGUCCGCCCGUGGCCGGUCAAAACGGGGCCCAGCCAGCCGGCACCACCGCCACCAGCUUUCUGCAGCUCAGCCAGGACCAUCUGGGCCAGCCGGGGCCGGUCCAGCCCGGCAUGAAGCUGUUCCCGAACUACACGCCACCGAUUCCACCGCACCAUCAGCAGCAGCACCACCACCACAGCCUGCACCAUCACAACGGUAACGGUGGACUGGACGAGCCGGCCAACAACCACCACUACCACCAGAUCACGUACCAGACGCAGACGCUCGCACCGUUGCGGCUCAAUCAGGAGCACUUUCUGCCGCACGCGGCCAAAACCACCACCACGGCCGGCGGGACGAUGCCGGCCGGUGUCAAUCAGCCGCGGUCGCACGCCAAGUAUCAAACGCACCAUCACCAUCUGCACCACCAUGGGGCUGGGGGGGAUGGGGCCACGCUGCAUCAUCACAGCACCGGCAGCUACUCGCCCGAUGGUGGUGCCGGCCCGCUCCAUCACCACCACCUGCACCAUCACCACCAUCCGCAUCAUCAUCCGCAUGCGCCCCAUCUGCGGGACGAUUGCUCCGACCGGGACGAUGACGACGAUGACACGCUGGACGUGAACGAUGGUGUUGGUGUCAGUGGUGGCGGUGGGGAGGAGGAGUGCAGUGGGCAGAGCGAUGCAACAUCACCGCCCGACAGCCCGCUCUCGCCCGUCCCACCCGAGCUGCCCAUCCGGAAUGGGCUGCUGGCGGCAAACGCGCUGAACCACAUCAACAACAACAGCGGUCCAAUGAUGGGCACGGAACGGAUCCGGUCACCGCCGACGCCACCGGUCACACCGCCACCCUCCUUCACCAACCACACCGGCGGCACACCGGGGCUGGACAGCAGCGGCGGCCGCAAAACGCUAUCCGUCGCACGGCACUAUCACUAGGUUCUUAAGUAGACACGACAGCAGCACGCGCUUAGAUAGACACUCGCGAAGGAAUGGGGCGAACAUACAAGGGGCGAAUUUCCUAAUUAGGGGGUAAGGGGGUUGCUAUUGUUUUUGGGGUAUUGUGAUCUUUACUCGUUGUUUUUGCGUGUGAAAGUAGCAAGAAUUAGGUGGAUUUUUGUGGUGAAUUCUUUGUACGUUUUCGUUGCGUACAAAGUGAGCGCGGAAAGGGAGAUGAAAUUCUUGGAUUUUUGAUUGAAAUUCUUGGAAAAUAUGCUGAGAAUUUAUUUUCGAUGCGCAAAAUUGAAGGUAUCAGCGGUUGGAUAUCAUUAUUGUAUCAAAUUAACCUCACUUUAUAAGCUUUUUUGUCAUUUCUCGAUAAUUAAGCGCAAAUAAUCGUAUUAAAUUUGGAGAGCGAUGCUCCAAUACAACAAAUUUUGAGAUUUAAGGUCAUGCUAAUGAAUUCCAACUAGCAAUUGCUUGAUGGAUAUAAUUUCAUAUAUCUGCUUGUAGCUUUUAUGUGAUCAGAAAACCUCUUCAAACAUAUUUGUACUAAACUUUGAACUUCCACGUUACUGCUUUAGUCACCAUCAAGGUCUUUGGGCUGAAUGACUCUAUUCUGAGGCCGUACUUUUCGUAAUUCUUGGGUGAAGAAACGCGAUUGUGGAGGAGUUUUAUCUAGUGUUUUCUUCUUCUGAUCAAGAUGGAUGCUCUAGAGCUCUUGGAAAUAUCUUUGAACACUUUGCUCCUGAAUAUCCUGCUGAAUCCUCCUGAAGAAUUUGCCACAAUUUCUCAAUGUUUUGUAUAUUAAUUACAAAAAAGUCUUACAUGCCGUCAUUUUCGGAAAAGUCAGAAAUUUGACAUCUAAAAGACUUCGUUUAUUCUUUUAGUUUUGUGUUCGAAAUCUCAAUUCCAUUCAAUUUGAAUUGAAUUUCAAGAAUUACUGUAGUUCCUUAAAUAUGAUGAAAAUUAUUGAAGUUGUUUCGACAUGCUCUUUUGCCACUUAAUUAGCACCACAUGUUAUUAUCCCUUGGAGACAUCCGUUAUCACAGUAGCUUCAUAAUUCCGUGCCUCUAGCGUCUUGUUUGAGCAUUUCAAUUCUAUUUACCUCAAAUCGCCUCAACGAACUGCAAGUAGCCUUCACUCAUCUUGACUCCUGCGUCGUAGACCCGUAGGCUAUGGGAUUGGGAAGGGAAACGGCACCAAAAAAAAAUCAUUGCCCAUUUCCUCCUACAAAAGCACCAGUGUAUCCUGUUUCCUGUAGCAAAUGUAUCGACAUUUGUCACUGUGUGUUUGUGUGUGUUUGUGUGUGACCACCUGGAUAACGAGUGGUGGUCCCGAGCGUGGUUAGGCACUGUUUUCUCUCGUGAAAAUUAGGUCCGGUUGCCCUACCCGCUCUCGCAACAAGCAAACCAACCGUGACGGGCGUACGAGCAAGCAGCGACGGAACACGACAGGAAAUGUUGUUUAAUUAAAUUAAUGGCCGGAAUAAUGUCGGUGACAUCCGUGCCGCCAUCGCCAAACCGAAUCCAAUGGAGCCGGCGCGCACAUGCCGGAAAGGACUCAACCGUGCACGACGCCGGCAGAGGAAGUGUUUAUUGAUUUAGUUGAUGAACAACCCCCACCCGCAGAACCGGGCCUUAUCAGCGUGCCCAAUCCCCAAACCAUGCCUGGUUGCCACCGCAGCAGUAGGACGGGAGGCUUUCUUCCUUCCCCCCCUGAUAAGCCUAAUUUUGGAACAAAAGAGAGCCUAAAAGAGAGUCUUCUCCCGCCGUCUUCCACAACUGCAACCACUGUCGCAAAACUAUUCCCGGUACAUGAAAGACAUCCUUGGAUCUUUUCAAACGUGAGCUGCGGAGAAAAAAAGAAGCCCCAGCAGUAUCUUAAAAUAGGCUGCUCCAUUUCUGAUUGAUUGCUGGCGAAGUGAUUUGUGGAAAAGAUCCCUGCAGUAGGAGACACAAAAAAGGGCCCGCAACGGUUUGACAUUUACCGGUCGCCAGUUAUUUCCGAACUACCGGCCGAGAACAUCAUUAACGAGACGAUAAUUGUAAUUAAACAAAACCCCAGUACCAAGAUAUUCUCCCACUUCCUUUUUUUCUCGAUCUUCUGGGUAAAGUAUUUUGGGGCGAAUGAUGUUAUCUUUUCCACGCUCAACUGGUUUACUUCAAAGACACGCACACACACACAUUACACAAGCCCUAAUGAGCAUUCGGUACAGUGGGGGGAUGGCUAUUUACUUUCUUUUGAGGAUUGUAGAAUCAAUAUCAGUAUGGCAGGGGUUUUUUUGUACUGCAGCUUUCCUAUUUUGGUGCAAAGUUUGUCUUUUUGUCGCUGUACCAUCAAAAGAAACGACACAUUUGCUAAUGUUUUGCGCCCGACUUGCUUUACGGGUUUGGAUUUUGCAUCAUGAUGCUGCUUCCGGCUGGAAUGACGCCGCUUUUCAGCGAACUGAGUGAAAGGAACGGGUCGUCAUUCUUUGACCCGUACGACGGCGACGACGGCGGCAGUCAUCAAUCGUGCCUGCACGUGAAAGUAGGGCUCACGAUCUGACCCUGACCGGUAGCUCGGAGGGAAGAGAUCGACGUGUCCCCGGCAGGCCCCAGGGGGGAACGACACGGCCACGACGCGCUGCUAGCAAUUAGCCAUCUGCAGCACCGCCUCCUUCGGUUGGUAGCCAUAGCGAAUUGGAGCUCCGACCGGCCCAGAAAGGGGUUUCCGUUUUUCGCGACGCGUGUAUCUUGUGCACAGCUCCCUUGAGGGAGGGGAGUUUGGUUGAAAUAGACACACACACUGCACUAACCGCACUAGCCGCCUCCGGUGUCGUUUGCGCUUCGCGUAUAUUAUAGGUCAUUCGGGGAAUCGUUUCGCCACACUCGCCGACGGUGGAGCAUUCCGUGCCGGGAGAGAGAGAGAGAGAGUGAGAGAUUGGUUGCGUUGGUUUCCACUUUUAAUAGAACCAUCAAUCAAACUCACUGGUAGCUUAGCAAUACCCUUCCCGAAAGAGGUUCAUGAGGUCGCGAUAAUGUUGAAGCCACACUGCUAGUGAUGGGAGCUCGGAAUUGGAGCUACCCAAUUCCGAUAACGUGUUCGGAAUAAAUUUCGGAGCCGAAUCCGACGCUGAAAUCGAUUCCGAUUCCGAAUCCGAUUCCAAAUCCAAGGCCGAAUCCGGAACCAAAUCCGGAGCCGAGACCGGACCCGAAUCCAGAGCCGAAUCCGGGGCCGAUUCUGGAGCCGAAUCCAGAGCCGAAUCCGGACCCGAAACCAGAGCCGAAUCCGGACCCGAAUCCGGACCCAAAUCUGGAGCCGAAUCCGUAGCCAAUUCCGGAACUGAAUCCGGAGCCGACUCCGAAUCCGGAAAUGGAAAUAGGUCCAGAAUCGGGAUCGUCUUGAGUAUCGGGGGCUCCGGAAACGGAAUCAAAAUUGACUCCAGAAUUGGAAUUACCGGUUCUUAUGGAGAUGCCAAAAUCGACUCCGAUUUCGAAGCCGAUUCUCAGAAUUUCUCAAAAAUACCCACAAGGGAGCCAAUUCCGAUUCCGGCCUGAUUCCUACUCCGGAACCAAUUCUGAUUUCCGGUAUCAGUUCCGGAGCCUGAUCUGGACCAAAUUGCAAAUUUCCCGGACGAUUCCGAUUCCGGGACCUAUUUCGGAGUCGAUUUCGAUUCCAGAGCCGAUUCCGGAAUCGAUAAUGGAAACUGAUUCCGGACCAACUAUCCGGAAUCGAUUCCAAAAAUCUUCGGAGCUAGCCGGAAUCGAUUCCGACGAAAACUUCAUUUUCCCCAUCACUACACACUGCUGCUUGGCUCCCCAGCAUCCCCAAGGGGGUCGUGUUUUUGGCAACUCCCCGCUUUCCUAAGCAUGUUUAGCCUAAUUGAACGCGAACACUCAACGCGCUGAACGAGUUCACUCGCUGACACACACACACACCUAAUCGCAGCAGCACCAAAGUGUUGAAGCACGAGUGCCGAUUGGGUCGGGAUUUUAAUUUUCCUGAAAGGAUAGGCAUCAUCAUAAUUACUCGCUCGCAGGCUCGCUCUCCUUUGCCCAGCACGAAAACCAGCGUGUUUUAAUCAAACUGCUGCUGCUGCUGCGUGUUAAAUCCGGCUUCGAUGUGAAUUAAUUCGCUAUUUUUAAAAACACUCCAACAAACACUGGGCUUAGAUGGCGGGUGGCGUUAGAGGACACACCGGAGCCCGUCACAAUCGGUACAGCAAUCAAAUUUGGAGAAAAGAGUGUUCAAUUAGCAAGCUAGUCUAAUUAAUUCAUCUCAUGGGGCAGUAUAGUAGUUGAUGAAACUCGGCGAGUGAGGCCUUUUGCGCCUCGCAAUCUUAAUCCAUGCUUUCCUUAGCCUUUUCGAUGCGCAGUGUCCUUGGGCGAGUUUUUUUUUCCCUUCACCUGCUGGUUGCGGUAAACUUUCUGCGGUUAAACCUCAGGCGGUAAUCCAAACUAAAAGAGAAAAGGCGCGCGAACCAGCAGCUACAUCAAAAGCGAAGCGAGGGCAGUUGCUCCGUUGCUGCCGGGCAGGAAGCAGACACGCCGAAGGAGGAAAAUCAAGCGAAAAUAAUUAAACCAUUUAAAGUUUUAAAUUGAACCGCCCGGUCUCUGGCCGGCGCUGUUCGGCGCAUUUUUAUAGCCUUGACGAAUUUUUAAGGAACAAACGGAGGUCCCUCAAAGUGUGUUUGUGUGUGUGUGCCGUAAGUGUAACGCGUAAUGACACUUAGCACAGUGACGUUCCCCUUGUGUCUUUUUUCCCCCUGCUUUAGCCCUGUGCCUGUGGAGGUGCCCUCGAUUGCCCUCUUCCGCAGCAAAAGUGACAGGGCACUGCGCGGCCCCACAUAGAAGGAGGAUGCAGCCCAGAGAAAAAUAUUAUAAUUAUGUCAUAAAACUGGCCACAAUUGAUUGGCCCACGGCAGGUAACGGAGCCCAACAGCGCGAGAGAAAGGGAAAAAGGGGAAGUUAUAGUUUCUGGGGACUGGCAAUGCGAUCGUAAAACCAGUGUGUCAGACAUCAGCCGGGUUGAAGGAAGGUAAAAUGAAAGAUGGGUUUAAAAAAUAUAAAACCCCGUAAAACAAAACGUCUCCCGUCCGAUGAGUAAUGGUUGUGUAACGAGAGAGAGAGAGAGAGAGAGAGCGGGAGAGAAAGAGAGAUGGUGCGUAAUUAAAUUAAAUUAUAUUUGAAACACCACCCCGCACGGGCGGGAAGGGAGGAGUUUUGAGUUGAGGCGAAAAUUGAAUUCAAAACAGAACCGAAACAGAACGGAUCCCCAAAAAACCAGUGCCACCAUGCAGCAGUCGUCUGCUUGAUGCUGAUGAUGAAGGGUACACUGGGAAUAACAACACAAAAAACGUGCUACACGCAUUGCAGAGCACAAAAAGUAGAAAAGAAUGGAAAUAAAUGUCCAAGAAGGCAAUAAAAUAAUGGUUGUUUGGCCGCCCCGGAAGGACGGAUGUCUUUGUGGUCUUUGAAGAACGUGAAACCGAGUGUAACAAAAAGAAGAGGGUAAUAAAGUGAAAAUUGAAUGAUAAUGUACCCACCCACAGGUCCCACUUCUCGCCCCUUCUUAAAAACUCCCAACGACGACCCCAUGGUGUAACGCCCCGUUCGCCCCCUCUUUCCCCCCCCCCCCCUCCGUAAGUUUAA